Molecule: messenger RNA, 1452 nt
Organism: Didymodactylos carnosus
Lineage: Eukaryota; Metazoa; Rotifera; Eurotatoria; Philodinida; Philodinidae
Source: the annotation of a GenBank genome assembly
UGAUGUCAUAAUUUAUUCACCAACUUUUGAACAACAUCUAAUAGACAUUGAUAAUGUCCUUAAUCGGAUAAAAGAAAGCGGCCUUACAUUAAAACCAUCGAAAUGUUUCUUUUGUCGCCGGGAAUUAGAAGAUCUGGGCCAUAUAGUCAGUACUGACGGCAUUCGACCUGAUCCAGAUAAUUAGAGGCGGCCCGGUCUUUUUCCGUACCAUCUAAACCUAAAGAUGUACGAGCUUUCUUAGGUCUUACGGGUUAUUAUAGGCGUUUUAUUAAAAAUUACGCUGAGAUUGCUGAACCUCUUUUUGAAUCGAUCAGAGAAAAACAUAAUCCUGUUUUUGUAUUCACUCCUGAUCGACAGCAGGGCUUUGAACUAUUAAAAGAACGCCUUAUUUCUGCACCGAUUGUUACAUAUCCGAAUUUUGAUCAUCCAUUUAUGCUUCAAUUAGAUGCAUAUGACUAUGGACUCGGUGCCGUUCUUGCUCAAAAUAUCGAAGGCAUUUCAAAUCAUCUUGGCCGUCGAAAAACUCUACAUCGAUUAGCAAUUCGCUUUCAUUGGGGCGGAAUGAGGCGCCGCAAACGAAAGAAAGAAGGUUUAAUGCAAUCUCACGUAGUACAAUCGCCUUGGCACACUAUCGGAGUUGAUUUAACUGGUCCUUUACCUAAAACUCCGCGCGGAAAUACCUACAUCCUAGUAGUAGUCGAUUAUUUCACGAAAUGGGCCGAAUUUUUCCCUCUAGGCAUCAUUAAAUCGAGAAAUAUCGGUCAACUACUGCAUGACGAAGUCAUUUGCCGUCGUGGCAUUCCCGUUAAAGUUGUUUCCGAUAACGGUGCACAAUUUGUUGCCGACGUUUUUCGAGAAACUUUAACGAUCAUGGGUAUCCGGCAUCGAACGACCGCUCUUUAUCAUCCUCAAUCAAAUUUAUCUGAGCGUGUCAAUCGGACAUUAAAGCUCAUGUUGGCUAUUUUUCCCGAACAUAAUAAAGAAUCUUGGGAUAUACGCAUUUUUAAUGUAUGUCGAGAACUGAAACUACCACUCGAUCUCAUGUACGGUCCCGAAACGGAUGUUCUUGAUGAGUUAAAAUCAUCUGAAGAAGUCCGAGCCUACACUGAACGACUUAAAGCUAUUCUUGCCUCUGCACAUCAGUCGGCCAGAGAAAAUUUGGAAAUUGCUCAACAAGGACGAAAGUUUCUUUAUGAUCGACAUCGUAAAGAUGUCCAGUUUAAAGAAGAUGACCUUGUUUUGAUGGCUAACACCUCAGAAUCAGCCUUAGGCAAAUGGGCCCUUCCUAAAUUAGCUCCUAAAUGGAUCGGUCCUUUUCGAAUUUCACGCAAGAUUGGUCCUCUAGACUAUGAACUGGUUUCUUUAGAGGAUGGUGCGGUUGUUUCGUCUAUUCACGUCGAAAGACUGAAACAGUAUCACCGUUCAUCGUCAAUUCUGGUUCCAAAUGCAUAA